GGUUGAAAAAAAUAUUAUUUUUAAUAAGACGUAGGAAAAAAAACUUUUUUUCCGCACAACGAAAGAGUGAUUUGAAAAUGCUACAUGAAAAUUGUUGAUGUAAUGACUACAAACGAUAAGAAAAAGGAGAUGUCGCGACUGCCGAUUAAAUCAGCGUGUAGCGACCGCGAAAACGCACGAAGCGGCAACGUCGCGUCGCUCGGUUGGUCGACGCGACGACACGAUCCACUGCCUACAUUGAUUUUACAAGUCGCUUGAACCUACGUGAGCGUUAGUCGCCGCGAGUUACGUAUCGCGUCAAGUCGCGUUCAAAAUACUAUUGAAACUUUUUGUGGAAAAGUAGCUAGUCGCCAUAGACUUAAAAAAAAAGUUUUUACACAGUAGCGACAACGACUUGUUCACUCGUUGCGUCAAAAAUGACAUCAAGGAAUCUUAAAGUCAGCAGGAAAACUUUAAUAAAUAUUGUACUGGAAGUACAGAAGCGACCUUGCCUUUGGAAUCCUGAUGAUGAAGACCACAAGAACAGAGGACGCGUAGCGGUUUCGUGGGAGGAGAUCACCGCAGCUCUGAACAUACCAGAAACCGUCAUCCGAGCCAAAUGGAAGAGCAUGAGAGACAUAUUCAAAAGGGAAAUGAAGAAAUGCAAAACCAACUCGCAAGGCGAACUCCGGUACACAGGCAAAUGGCGGCACUUCAAACUUAUGUGGUUUCUGCACAAAAACAAAAAUGCACAAUUAGUUGAUUACGAUCCUAAAGAAGUCAGUAACACCAGCACGGAAUCUGAGGAAUUUAUUAAGGAAGAAGUCAAUGAUAGAGACAUGGAUGAAUCGGAUGGUAACAAUGUACCGUUUGAAUUCGCUGUGGAUUUCCAACCAGAGCAGGAUCCGUUGCCGGUCAAAAGAAGGCAGUCGUCCGAAGUCGAUUAUGACUUGAUGUUUCUAAAGUCUUUGGUUCCGUAUUUUAGAGAGCUGGAACCAGUUCGCAAGUUGAGGAUACGGAGUAAAAUACAAGAUAUAAUUAUAAAUGAAAUCAAUGCUCAGGGGAAUUACAAUUCGACGCAUUAGUUACAUUUUUUAAGGUGAUGUGUCAGGAAUCAUGCUACUUUAAGUAGCUAGGUGCGCAUAAUAGUAUCCAAGGGAUACUGGACUCAAUUAUUUUUAUUAAGUUUUGGACUGCUUUGGCUAGAAACAAAGUUAUUGUUGGUUUUUUGCCAAGAAGACGGUAGAAUUUAUUAGAUAAGUACCUUUAAUUCGUAGUCAUUCCACACUGAUUAGUUAUUACGUGAAAGUUGAAAAGAUUGUAUGGUUACUAAAAUUAACACUGUGUUAUGUACCUUUUGGUGAGGUUUUGAGAGUGUUUAAUCUUCAUGAUGAGUUAUUGUUAUAAGUAAAUUGCAUAUCAAUUAAAUUGAAAAUGUUAAAUAUAAUAUCAGUUAUAACAUA
Maniola jurtina (meadow brown) is the source of this 1442-nucleotide messenger RNA. RefSeq lists its product as uncharacterized. The record is from RefSeq and is a predicted model, not a curated record. Gene Ontology annotation, molecular function: DNA binding. The transcript has 2 exons. Gene Ontology annotation, cellular component: nucleus; transcription regulator complex. The coding region runs from base 417 to 1064 and encodes 215 amino acids. NCBI's taxonomy places the organism in Eukaryota, Metazoa, Arthropoda, Insecta, Lepidoptera, Nymphalidae. Gene Ontology annotation, biological process: regulation of transcription by RNA polymerase II.